AUUAUACUACUAUAAUUAGGCAAUCUGUUCGUGCUAUGAAUGAAUAUAUGUCUCCUUGCGGUCAUGAUGUAUGAGUUGAAAAGGAAGCCAGUGAUAAAAGUGGUUACAUUGAGUUUAUCACCACCUUGAAUGAUGGCUGCUGGAGUUAUGUUGGAAAACAGGGAACAUCAAAACAACAAAUUGGCAUUGGAUAUAUGUGUAAUACUAAAGGGACUAUUCUUCACGAAAUGCUUCAUGCUAUGGGUUUCUUACAUGAACAACAACGUUGUGAUCGCGAUAGUUACAUUGAGAUUAUUAAGCCAAAUAUUAAUAGUAUUGUUGGAGGCAAAAAAUUUAAUGCAAUGGCACAGUUUGAAUGUUACUAUUCUAUCCAACAAACACAUUAUUCUUCUCCUUAUGAUAUUUUCUCCAUUAUGCACUAUGAUUUAUGGGCUUUAUCAAAAAGGCCAAAGCGCACUGCAAACACAAAAACUAUGAGAUUAAAACCACAGUUUAUGAAUUUAACAAUAGAUAUUGAAGAAUUAAUUGGUAAAAUGGGUAGAAUGAGUGAUACAGACAAGCAAGAGGUUAAUGCACUGUAUGGAUGCAUUGCACCAACGUGCAUUGUUUCUUGUAAUGGUACAAAUACUUGUGCUGAACUUCCACCAACUCCAAAUGAUAAAAUGAGGGCUCAAGCAAGAAUCAUCAAAUCAUUAACUUAUGUAGUUGGUGGAAAAAUGGUGGCAAACAUUAAAAAACUAGAUAAAGAGUUUCGUGUUUUUUUAAAAAUUCAUCCAAAUGUUUAUUCAAAAAAGUUGCACAAUGUAAUUCAUUUAGUUGUAGGUUCUAGUAAAAAAAGUCGCGGUAAAGAGGUUUUAGGUGUAUGGUUUUCAGAUGCGGGUGAUGGCAGAUUGAAUAUCACUGUACCAACAACUAAAAAAUAUUUUAUUACUGAUCCUCAACCAAUAAAUUCAUAUUGUACAAUAGAUAUUCUUCAGCAAUACGAAGAAAGAAAAUACAUAUACACUAUUAAAAUAAAUGCAGAAAAUGUUUACUCUGAACAGAAUCCACUGCCCAAAUGGUUCAACAAUGUUCAGGUGUAUGCCUCAAACCCAUGGGACUUAGUCCAAGACACAUACAUAGAGGGAAUGUUUAUAAUCAAUGGAAAGAAAGAUCAACCAAGCAUGAUUGAUCUUGUCAUCAGUCCAACAGAUAAAGUUGCUCAACUAUCAGAAAAAGAGCUCUGUGAAAAUGAAGUUAUUGGAACAAUGAGCGUUUUAGAAAAAGCAUACUCUGUAUCUUUUAAACUGAAACCUUAUUCAUAUUCUAGAGGAUGGGAAAAUGUUCUCCACGUAACCAAAGGUCAGAAUUAUGGGGAAUGUGGUGACAGAAAUCCUGCAGUGUUUUUUCAUAAAGACGGUUCUGGGCGACUUGUAUUUUUUUCGGCUAUUAAUGGCAAUAUUAACUCAGAGUUUGAAACAAAAAAUCCACUUCCACUCAAUGUAUGGUCGAGUAUUAAAAUAGAACAAACUUUGAAAAAUCGUUCUUAUGUUUAUGCUAUUUAUGUUAAUGGUUCCAUUCAAUAUGAAAUAGAAAACAAAGAUCCAAGGCAAUUUAAAGAUGUGAAAGUAUAUAUUUCAGAUCCGUGGUAUACAGCACAUGAUGGUGAUAUUAAAGAAUUGUUUGUUGUGAAUGGAGAUACAAAAAGUACCUCUGAUAAAACUCAACCAUUGGAUAAAUUUGAAGAUGCCAAUGAACAAAAGCUGCAAGAAAAGAAUUUGAUUGCAACCAUAAACCUUUUGAGUACAACAUUCACAGUUUCUUUCCAGAUAAAACCAACUUCUUAUUCGAUAGGAAAGCAUAGUGUUUUUCAUUUUAUGCAGGAUAGGUAUUUAACUCAACAAGCCAAUAAAAAAAUUUCAGCCUGGUUUCACGAGGAUAGAUCUGGAAGGUUAGUUAUUGUAGCUGGUUUUUUAAAUGACGUGAAAAAACUAACGGAGUUCACCACCAAAGAUUCCCUCCCUUUAAACCAAUGGUCAUCUAUUAAAUUAACACGAACCAAAGCCAUUUCUAAAGAUAAAACUAGUUUUAACAUCUACCUUAAUGAUAUACGUAUUUUCAAUGUUGAAAAAGAAGCAGAAACUUUUGAAUUUGUUAGAGUUUUCUUUGGUGAUCCAUGGAACAGUGUUCAAAAUGGCUACAUUAAAGAAUUGAAAAUAUACAAUAACUAAUUUUAAAAGUUGCAAAAACAACAUCGUUGUCGAAGCUAUUGAACAAGCUAAUUUGCCGAUGUCAUUCAAAAAAUAACUUUUUCUAAUAAUUUGCAUAAAUAAUACGAUUCAAAACGUGUUACCCUCCUGAAAUAUCAAAAUAAUAAAUAAAAAUAAAA
Messenger RNA from Hydra vulgaris (swiftwater hydra), 2368 nucleotides. The record is from RefSeq and is a predicted model, not a curated record. NCBI's taxonomy places the organism in Eukaryota, Metazoa, Cnidaria, Hydrozoa, Anthoathecata, Hydridae.